GAGAGAAACGGCAGAAAACAGAGAGAGCGACGCCGGGAGGGAAAAAGGAGAGGCCUUUAAUUUCUGUUUGCUGAAGAGGAGGGAGUUAGCGAGUGAGCCAACGAGUUGAGAGUGAGAGUGAGAGUGAGAGUAAUUCGGUGAGUGAGUCGAGUUUAUAGUAUAACUGACUUGGAAAUGAGUAGUGAACGCGGCGGUGGAAGAAUGGUAGUGUCGGACCGGGAUAUAGCGGAGGCGUUAGACGCACUCCUCCGUGAAUCGAACCCUAACAACCUUCCUUUCAAUUCCAUAAACGGCAUCGUUCAGCACCUUGAGUCCAAAUUAGGGCUAAACCUCUCCCACAAAAUCGACUUCAUUCGUUCCCAGAUCCAACUCUACUUCCAGCCACCUCCCCAGCAUCACAAGGACCAUUUUACCCUCCACCAAAACCCCAAUUUUCACCCCCACCACCACCACCAUCCCGUUUCCGCCCCCCAUACCCAGUUCCAUUCCCCCAAUUUCGGCUUCCCGCAUCCUCAGGACUACGGGUUUCGGCCUCCGCCGCCGCUGCAGCAGCAACAGCAACAAACGCGGCCCCAACUUCCGCCGCCACUUGCUGCCGCUGUUACUUCUCCGACUCCAGCCCCUGUCGCUGCUCCCGAAGCACCCAAGGAAAGUGCUUCAAGUGGGAAAAAAAGGAGAGGUGGUCCAGGUGGACUAAAUAAACUCUGUGGUGUUUCUCCUGAACUUCAGGCAGUUGUGGGUCAGGCAACAAUGCCCAGGACUGAGAUUGUGAAGCAACUUUGGGCGUACAUAAGGAAAAAUAACCUCCAAGAUCCUAACAACAAAAGGAAGAUAAUUUGCAACGAUGAGCUGCGUGUGGUAUUUGAGACAGACUGUACUGAUAUGUUCAAGAUGAACAAGUUGCUAGCUAAGCAUAUAAUCCCUCUUGAACCUACAAAACAAACAGCUCAAAACGCUAAGAAAGCAAAAAUAGAGGUGGAAUCUGGAAGUGAAAGUGCUAAUACAGUUCCAGUUGUGGUAAUAUCUGAAGCGCUUGCGAAUUUCUUUGGUACUGAUGAAAGAGAGAUGUCCCAGGCUGAGGUACUACGGCAGGUGUGGGAAUACAUUAAGGUCAAUCAGCUCGAGGAUCCCUUGAAUUCGAUGGCAAUCAUGUGUGAUGCAAAACUCCAAGAGCUUUUUGGAUGUCAGAGUAUUUCUGCACUGGGCAUACCAGAGAUGCUAGCAAGACUCCAUCUACUUAAGAAAUCAUGAUUGCUAAUCAGGUUGACUGGUAAAUGGUGUUCUGCUAACUCGUUACGUUCUGACAUUGGCUAAUGUUACUUACCACAAGAAUUUGGGUGCUUUCCAACUUCACUUGCAUAGUUUUGGUGUGGGUUAGGGAAGGUAAGUUAUGAUGAACAGAACGAAUGUGUAUUUUGGGCUAAUUGCAAGUUUUGUGUCAUAGCCUGUGAUUGUUCUAGGUUUUUAAUCUAUGUUUUCUUCAGGCAUCUUUUCUAAUGGUAGUUUCUGACACUUGUAAAGAUGCAGAAGGUAGGAAGACAGGAGAAAUGUAAAAGAUGAUUCCAUGUAUUUUCUGAAUGAAAUAUGUAAUUCUGAAUUUCUGCUGUUUACGAA
Messenger RNA from Coffea arabica (coffee), 1614 nucleotides. RefSeq lists its product as uncharacterized. The record is from RefSeq and is a predicted model, not a curated record. Lineage: Eukaryota; Viridiplantae; Streptophyta; Magnoliopsida; Gentianales; Rubiaceae.